UUGAUCAAUCACCAUGCAAACGGAUAACCAAUUGGACAUAUCGAUAAGCUUGUCGACAUUUUUCUUGAAGAACGUGGGCGUAUGGAUGUCUGAUAAUUCUGAUGAACAACGCAGGAUGAAAAUGUUAUUCAUCUACACGAUUUGGAUGUUGUUUUGCGGCACGAUAAUCAGUACGAGAGAUUUGUAUUUCACGUUGCUGUACAACGGCGAUAUUCUUUACGCUAUGACGAAUACCAUAACUACGAUAAUGGCUUUAAUCAAAAUAUGCAUCAUACUGAUGUAUAAAGGGAAAUUUUUAAAUCUAAUUGUGUACAUGCAACAAAAUUUCUGGAACGUUAAUUACGAUUAUCGUGAAAAAGAAAUUUUGGACGAUUGCAGAAAAACAUGCAUUUUUUUCAUCUCCUGCGUCACCACCAUUGGCAUGUGCACCGUGAUGUCCUAUCUAACGACACCGGUCAUUACACAAAAUGGAAGUAAUGAAUCCGAGAGAAUGUUUCCGUUCAAUAUAUGGAUAAAUUUGCCGCUAACAAGGACGCCAUAUUACGAGAUAAUAUUUUUUGUCCAAGCGGUAUCGUUAUAUUAUAUUGGAAUCUCCUAUUUUUGUUUCGACAAUAUUUUCUGCAUCAUGGCCGUACACUUGGCCGGUCAAUUUCGCAUACUUCGAUAUAGGCUUAUGACAUUGUGUGACACGGAGCACGAUAUACGCGAAAAGGACUCGCAAUCGACAUUAGCAAAACAGAUGUACAAAUUUUACGAGCAAUUUAAGAAAUGCGUCCGAUAUCAUCAAGCAUUGAUCGAUUACCAUCAAAACCUUGAGAACGUGUACACCAUAAUUACGCUUGGACAAGUGUUGGUAUUCAGUGUAUUAAUUUGCCUAUUCGGAUAUCAAGUGUUCGUGGCUACUGCUUCUACAGCGAGACGCUUCAUUUUCGUAUUCCUGUUAAGUGGCUCGAUGUUUUUAUUAUUCAUGUUUACCUACAGCUGCAACGAUGUGAUGGAACACAGUGAUAAUGUCGCUGUAGGAGCUUACUCAGCACUGUGGACAAUUUUGCCGAUGGACAAAUUUGGGAAAAUGCUUCGAAACGAUUUGAUAAUGGUGAUUAAGCGAUCCAGACGAGUUUGUUGUCUGACUGCGAAUGGAUUUUUCCCUGUAUCGUUGGAAACUUAUACCAAGAUUUUGAGCACAGCGGUAUCGUAUUUCACAUUGCUGAAUAAUCGCGUGGAAAACGCGAAAAUGAAUGUUUUUUUAGUGAAUCAUGGAAAGAACAAAUCAGAAAGAACACUUCCGGUCAGAAUGUGGAUCGAUAUACCGUUAAGCACAACACCAUAUUACGAAUUAUUGUUCGCCUCGCAGCAUGCAUGUGAAUUACCAGUUCCGCAUAUUGCAACAUCGAAUGCUCACCAUAUGGUCGAACAUGAAGGAACAGAAGGAUAUCAUCUCUUACACGGACAAAUAUUACAAAGCUUUAAAGAAAUGCAUAAAACAGCAUCAGUCGUUGCUCAAAUAUUGCGAGAAACUCGAUUAUGUUUACACGUUGAUGAUUUUGAAUCACAAAAUGUAGGGAAAAAUGAAACGGAGAGAAUACAUCCAUUUAAUUUGUGGCUCAGUGAAUCAUGGUACAUGACACCUUAUUUUGAAAUGGUGUUUAUUAUAGAGAUAUUGUCUUUGUAUCACGUUGGCGUAUGCUAUCUCUAUUUCGACAAUUUUAUGUGUAUUAUAAAUCUACACAUUGCCGGCCAGUUUCGCAUAUUGCAACAUCGAUUUUCAAACGUGUGCAAUGAAAUAUGCGAAAAGUGUUACCAAUUUUCGGAAAAAUCACCCUAUAGUAUAUGUAAAUACACUAAGCUCAAAACUUACAUUCGACAACAUCAAACGCUUAUCGAAUAUUGCAAAAAACUGGAAAUAGUAUCGAAUUUCAUAAUAUUUGGACAAGUGUUGCUUUUCAGCUUGUUAAUAUGCCUCGACGGAUAUUUAAUACUUAUGGAAGACACCUCUCUUAUGGGUCGUCUAAUUUUCACGUUUCAUUUAAUAACUUGCAUGUGUCAACUACUAAUGUUCACCUACAGUUGCGACUGUUUGAUACGAGACAGUACGAACAUAGCUAACGCUACGUACAACAGUUUAUGGUCGUUCAUGCCGAUGGAUAAAUACGGGAAAAUGUUGCGAAAAGACUUGAUACUUGUUAUCAUGAGGUCGAAAUCACCGUGCUACCUCACCGCUUUGGGAUUCUUCCCUGUCUCGCUCGAGACGUACACCAGCAUUCUAAGUACAGCUAUAUCGUACUUCACGUUGCUGAGAAAUCGUGCGGAGCAAACAACGAUAGAUAUGUAA
Apis laboriosa (Himalayan honeybee) is the source of this 2332-nucleotide messenger RNA. RefSeq lists its product as uncharacterized. Gene Ontology annotation, molecular function: odorant binding; olfactory receptor activity. The coding region runs from base 14 to 2332 and encodes 772 amino acids. NCBI's taxonomy places the organism in Eukaryota, Metazoa, Arthropoda, Insecta, Hymenoptera, Apidae. The transcript has 12 exons. Gene Ontology annotation, cellular component: plasma membrane. Gene Ontology annotation, biological process: detection of chemical stimulus involved in sensory perception of smell; sensory perception of smell. The record is from RefSeq and is a predicted model, not a curated record.